Molecule: messenger RNA, 3890 nt
Organism: Rhea pennata
Lineage: Eukaryota; Metazoa; Chordata; Aves; Rheiformes; Rheidae
Gene: PDK1
Product: pyruvate dehydrogenase kinase 1
Exons: 11
Coding region: 39-1265 (408 amino acids)
Biological process (GO): regulation of glucose metabolic process; protein phosphorylation
Cellular component (GO): mitochondrion
Molecular function (GO): pyruvate dehydrogenase (acetyl-transferring) kinase activity
Source: RefSeq, a predicted model, not a curated record
AUGGCGGCGGGGCCGGGCUGAGGCGCGCGUUGGCCGCCAUGAGGCUGCUGCGCGCCCUGCUGCGCGGCGCCGCCCCGGGCGGCAUCCCGCAGCAGGUGGAUUUCUACUCGCGCUUCUCGCCCUCGCCGCUCUCCAUGAAGCAGUUCCUGGACUUCGGAUCUGAAAAUGCUUGUGAGAAGACUUCAUUUAUGUUUCUGCGACAAGAGUUGCCUGUAAGAUUGGCUAACAUAAUGAAGGAAAUAAGCCUUCUUCCAGACAACCUUCUAAGAACACCUUCAGUUCAACUGGUGCAGAGCUGGUAUGUCCAAAGUCUUCAGGAGAUCCUUGACUUUAAGGACAAAAGUUCAGAAGAUUCAGGAGCUAUUCAGAGUUUUACAGAUACCGUGAUAAAAAUCCGGAAUCGACACAACGACGUAAUUCCUACUAUGGCUCAAGGAGUAAUAGAGUACAAAGAAAGCUUUGGCAUUGAUCCGGUGACCUCUCAAAAUGUGCAGUAUUUUUUAGACCGUUUUUACAUGAGUCGCAUUUCAAUUCGAAUGCUCCUUAAUCAACACUCUUUGUUGUUUGGUGGGAAAAUUAAUCCAGCUCAUCCAAAACACAUUGGAAGCAUUGAUCCUAGCUGCAAUGUUGUUGAAGUUAUUAAAGAUGGCUAUGAAAGCGCUAAGAGACUUUGUGAUUUAUAUUACAUGAGCUCUCCAGAGUUCAUCCUUGAAGAGUUGAAUGCUAAAUCACCAGGACAGCCCAUGCAAGUGGUAUACGUACCAUCACAUCUCUAUCACAUGGUUUUUGAACUUUUCAAGAAUGCAAUGAGAGCCACCAUGGAACAUAAUGCUGACCGAUGCAUUUAUCCUCCAAUUCAUGUACAUGUCACACUGGGAAAUGAGGAUUUAACUGUGAAGAUGAGUGAUCGUGGUGGAGGCGUUCCUAUGAGGAAAAUCGACAGACUAUUCAACUACAUGUAUUCAACAGCACCACGUCCCCGUGUUGAGACAUCACGAGCUACACCAUUGGCUGGAUUUGGUUAUGGUUUGCCCAUAUCACGUCUAUAUGCACAGUACUUCCAAGGAGACUUGAAACUGUAUUCCUUAGAAGGUUAUGGUACAGAUGCAGUUAUUUACAUAAAGGCCUUAUCAACAGAAUCAGUUGAAAGACUACCUGUAUAUAACAAAGCAGCCUGGAAACAUUAUAAGGCAAACCAUGAAGCAGAUGAUUGGUGUGUGCCAAGCAGUGAACCCAAGGACAUGACUACUUUUCGCAGUAUAUGAACUUCUGAGGAAAAAAAUUAUAAGUAGAUGUAUGUUUAUAAAGGGAAUUAAAAAAAAAAAAAAAACAAAAAACUCUGGGUUACAAGAAGUAACUUAGCCAUAUUUGAUAUGUGAAAAUCAAUUUAAGUAAGAAGUUCAAAUUACUGUUUUCUGCCAGUAUGCAGAAGAAUUAAAAACUGUACAUGCUUUCAGUUUUUCAAUAAAGAAGGUCACACUUAAUUUGUUCCACCUUCUAUUUAUGACUUUUUUCAGUAGCUAAAUCUAGGGAACAGUAAUUUCAGGUUUUAUAGGGACCAAUGCAACCUAUUUCAUAUCUAAUGAAAUGAGGGUAAUUAAUAUAAUUACAAAAUUCUUUUAAUAGAAGAACUAUUGAAAGUUCACCAGAGGAAAUUUGUCAUUACAGAGCGUACCAGAUUAAUGAAAAGCUCAACGCUAUACCUUUGCAGCUGUAUGGCACGUUUUAUUCCUUGAUUCUCAAGCAUGCUAAUGUCUUACUUUCUGAAACUAGAAAUUUUGCCUAAACUUUAUAUUCAAAGUUUUUUUGCAGCUGUAGAAAUAACCACAUUUGGGUCUCUAGAAGUUUAAAACAACAAAAAACCAAAAAGAAGAAGUUUUAGCUGCUGCCAUUGGUAUAAUGUAUCUCAGGUAUGUGGUAUUAGUCAUAUUCCUUUAUAGUACUUGGUUGUAAUGUGAAUAUUUAAUACAUGUGAAAAACUUACCUUUCCGUGAUCAUUGUUAACUAGCACAUACUGUUGGCUUGUAUACAGUAAAUAUAUAAUGUCUUGUAAUGUUUGCUUAUAUUUCUGUAGGUAAUACCAAAACACAGUAUCAGUGUUAUAGCAUCAGUAAUAUGAUUUCAGACUCUGGGAAAUGUCAGGUUACAGCUGUAAGUGAAAACUUAUUUUUAAUAAACAAACAGACUUUUAAUAUUUGCCCUUUCUAGGGCAUCUCUGUUACUUUGACAGUAGAAACUAGCUUCUCAGGAGUAUUUUAAAAACGUGGAAUUAACAGUUUUUGAAAAUACUUUUGUAUUUGUGAUGUGAUUCUGGCUUUGUUUAUGUGAUAAUUUGAAGUCAUACUAUAACAUAAAUAAGGUAAGCAGGACGAAUCUAUCAGUUGAAGGUAUAUUGUCAAAACGACAUAUUGGAGAGGAGAAUGAGUAUUACAUUUCAGGUACGCAGUCCUUCUCUAAUGAAGGACACAACUUCUCUUGAUGCCUACAGUGCCAAUUUUGUUCAAAUCAUACACAUUUAUGUUGCACCUUUGAUUCCUAUUAUUCCUGAACAUUUUGGCAAUGAUGCAGUUAAUGAUGUUUAAAAUCUCAACCUCUUCCUCAGAUAACUUGCAACAAAUAUGAGACUCAGUAUUAGAAGACAAGCAUGAUCCAUCUCACAAAUAAUAAGCCUAAAUUUUGCUAGUUUACAAGAUCAGCUCAGAGAAGAGAGUGAUAAAAAUACCACCCUCAAGUGAAGGGAAUAGCUUCAGAAUAUAUAGAGAAUAGCUUUCUUUAAACUUUAAUGCUUUUAUUGUUUCUAUAGAUCACACUCUUCUAGUUGUAGCUGAGCCAGAUUAAAGGUUAUCACCAUACCUGUGGCCUUCCUAGCCCAGUUCUGCAAAACAGGAUAGUUUUAUACCCUGUUCAGGCUAACAUAGGUCACUUUAACAGGAAUGAAUUGCAGAAUGAUUACAUUUGCAGUUGCACUGACACUCUGCAGGAGGAUUAAUCCAUCUUAAUGGCAACCUAGACAGCACAUGUAACUGUUCCACCCAAGCUUGUGUGCAUGUAGAGAGGUCCUCGUUUACUUACCUUACAAGGAUGUGAGGUGGUGACUUUGAGGUACCUUUCAAACUGCAUGGCUACAAGGGAGGAGAAUAUAUAGCUGUUUCCUUCUUCAAAUUGUAUUUGCUGUAAAAUGUGGCAUUUGUAAAAGUUAGAAGAACCGUUUGCAGCUACUGUUUUUGCUAAACCAAAGCUGAAAGAUACAGCAAGGGAUUUUUAAAAACUCAACUCUGAAGCUGAAUUUUAAUUCUAGCUGUUCUGCUAAGUUUUAAAUGUUAAACUAUUUAAAUAGCUUAUUUGAACUGAUUUUAGUAAUAUCUGAGAAGUAUGAUAAAAGUUUCUGAAGAAAAGCUACAACAAUUUGUUUCCUAGAAAAUCUUUCAAAAGAUUCCGUAUGGUAUUACUGAAAUAAAAAUCUUUCCAUGCUGUCUCAGCUAGCUACAGAUUGCAUUCUGAUUAUUAAGAGUAACUUACCUGUAAUUACACUUUAUUUUUCCCCUUCUUCCAAUGAUUGUGGUGAAAACAGUGUAGUAUAUUUUGGUUUACAAUAUUUAAUCCUACUCAUAGGCUUAAUCUCUUUCUUUUGAUUUACAUGGAUUACAGCCUUUGGUUCAGAAGAUGGAUAUAACAUUUUCAUUAUUGUAUUGAAGUCAUUGCUAGCACACUGGUUAAAACAAAUCAUUGUAGAAAAGUAGUAUAAUGGCUCAACUAUCAAAAUGCUGAGAUUAAUAGUUUUGAAUGAAAAUGGCCUCAGUCUUGCACUGUGAAAUUAAUCUUGGUUUAUAUUAACUUAAUUUUUUGGAAGAGUCAGUGCAUUUAUUCAAUAAAAUUUAUUUAAAAAAUUA